AUGUCAUCGACCAGUCAGAAUAGAAAGGAUCAACCUAAAGUCACUAAGAAAAGAAAGAUAUUGAAUUUAGAUUCGAAAGAAAAAAGACGAAAUGCUACUAAUAUCAGUGCAGAGAAACAUUUAAGUAGUAAAGAAUCAUUUGGUUCCGAUUUUGAUUCCGAAAGCAUCACAAAUACACAGAAACACAAUACAACUAAUGAUGUCGUCAAACUUGGAGACAAAAGCAUUUUCUAUGAAGAAGAAUGGAAUCCAAAUGGUUUUGCCCCGUUGAAUGUAAGAAAUUUAUCUUAUAACCCAUCCACAUUUGUUCGCAGAGGUAAAGAAGUAAUUACAAAACUGUGCGGUCUGCAAAAUAUACAAAUUCCUAAAACACAUGAAAGCAAAAAAUAA
This is a messenger RNA of Tetrapisispora phaffii CBS 4417, 390 nucleotides long. It is a transcript of the gene AIM4, whose product is annotated as Aim4p. NCBI's taxonomy places the organism in Eukaryota, Fungi, Ascomycota, Saccharomycetes, Saccharomycetales, Saccharomycetaceae. Bases 1 to 390 code for a protein of 129 amino acids. The record is from RefSeq and is a predicted model, not a curated record. The transcript has a single exon.